CGGGAAGCAGGAAGCGCCCGGUGGUGGCGCGGGUGGUCAGGAUGGCGGGGUCCAGCUGGGGUCCCCCGCGGCUGGAUGGCUUCAUUCUCACCGAGCGCCUGGGCAGUGGCACGUACGCCACGGUGUACAAGGCCUACGCCAAGGUGGGGGCGAGGCGCGGCCGGAAUCGGGCUUGAGAACCUCUGAGCGCCGGGCCGCGUGCCCGCCAGACCCUGAGCGAGCCCAGGCGGGUGGCAGGCUGGGAACCCAGGGAGGUUAGGGCCUGAGAGCAGUUAGGUACCGCGGCCUGACUUGUCCCGAUCUGGUGUUCGGUGGACGAGGUGGGAGCUGACUGCCCCCCAUAGGUCUUAAAAGCAAACACGUACACACAAACACAUACCCACACCUGUGUUUUGUUUGGAGAUGCGGGUGGAGACCUGGAGGGAGCCUCGUGUCAGUGUCUUAAGAAUGGGCUCAAAUGUAUUCAUUGGUUGAUUCUUGUAUGUGCCCUGACUGGGAGGACACCUGGUGGGCUGGGAGGAGUCUUGGACAGGGUUCUGGAAGGCUGGACCCACUUAGGAAGCAAUCUGGGCAGUUCUAGAACAUGGAAUGAAGGACAUGCCUUAGUGGGAGCACUCUAGAAGGGCUCAUAGGACUAAGGGAAGAGGGUUUAAGAACACCAGGCUGGGUGGGGAGGCCAGAGUCCCAUAAUCAGGGGUUCUCGUUAGCCUGAGAAGGGGAAGGUUGGAUGCUGGUGUGAGUGGGUAAGCCCAGUGAGGGGGAGAAGAGUAGAGGGAAUCAGAGCCUUUCUGGCCAGGCGUGGGUCCUGGCUUGCUCAAGGUAGAGCCCUCAAAUCUCCUGCCUCCGUAGAAGGACACUCGAGAGGUGGUAGCCAUAAAAUGUGUGGCCAAGAAGAGCCUGAACAAGGCAUCCGUGGAAAACCUCCUGACAGAGAUCGAAAUCCUCAAGGGCAUUCGGCACCCCCACAUCGUCCAGCUGAAAGACUUCCAGGUUGCCUUUUUGCCUCUAACCACAGUGGGACAGUGACAACAUCUACCUCAUCAUGGAGUUCUGUGCAGGAGGUGACCUGUCUCGCUUCAUCCAUACCCGCCGGAUUCUGCCUGAGAAGGUGGCUCGUGUCUUCAUGCAGCAGAUGGCUAGUGCCCUGCAGUUUCUGCACGCACGAAACAUAUCUCACCUGGAUCUGAAGCCACAGAACAUUCUGCUGAGCUCCUUGGAGAAGCCCCACCUUAAACUGGCAGACUUCGGCUUCUCACAGCACAUGUCCCCAUGGGAUGAGAAGCAUGUGCUCCGCGGCUCCCCUCUCUACAUGGCCCCCGAGAUGGUGUGUCGGCGGCAGUAUGAUGCCCGUGUGGACCUCUGGUCCGUGGGGGUCAUUCUGUAUGAAGCCCUCUUCGGGCAGCCCCCCUUUGCCUCCAGGUCGUUCACAGAGCUGGAAGAGAAGAUCCGGAGUAAUCGGGUCAUCGAGCUUCCCCUUCGGCCCCAGCUCUCCCCAGACUGCCAGGACCUGCUGCGGCGGCUCCUGGAGCGGGACCCUGGUCGUCGCAUCUCCUUCCAGGACUUCUUUGCCCACCCCUGGGUGGACCUGGACCACAUGCCCAGUGAGGAGAGCCUGGCACGAGCAACCAUCCUGGUGGUGCAGGCUGUGAAGAAGGACCAGGAGGGGGAUGCUGCGGCUGCCUUAUCGCUCUACUGCAAGGCUCUGGACUUCUUUGUGCCUGCCCUGCACUACGAAGUGGAUGCACAGCGGAAGGAGGCAAUUAAGGCAAAGGUGCGACAGUACGUGUCCCGGGCUGAGGAGCUCAAAGCCAUUGUGUCCUCCUCCAAUCAGGCCCUGCUGAGACAGGGGGCCUCUGCCCAAGACCUGCUCAGAGAGAUGGCUCGGGACAAGCCACGCCUCCUGGCUGCUCUGGAAGUGGCUUCAGCUGCUGUGGCCAAGGAGGAGGAAGCUGGUGGGGAGCAGGACGCCCUGGACCUGUACCAGCACAGCCUGGGGGAGUUGCUGCUGCUGCUGGCAGGGGAGCCCCCAGGCCGGAGGCGGGAACUGCUUCACACUGAGGUUCAGAACCUCAUGGCUCGAGCUGAAUACCUGAAAGAGCAAGUCAAGCUUGCACCCUGCAGUGACCACAGAAAGAUGACUGCACAGACCAUGGGCCACCUGAAGUUGGGGGACACACCUAGGCUGCUGCCCGGAAUUCUGUGGCCUCUGCAGCCUGGCGGGGUAGCCUUCCUGGAUGGGCAACCCUGUGAGCACCGCGUCCCAGGGUCCCUAACAGCCUCAGGAUGCCCUCCACCCCACAAAGGCUCUGAUGGCCCAGCCCUUCAUGGGCUGGGAGCACUGGGUCUGGCCCCAGGGGAGGGAGCAGGCCUCUGGGAGAAGUGUCUCAUGUGACUGUGGUUAACUGGUGACUGCUGGACCCUGAGCCUAUCAAUUUAGGGCAUGAAGGCUCAGAUGUAGCCUGUGUCCACCCCUUUCCUUCCUGGGAGCCCUUAUUUCAACUCGCCUCUGUCCUCGCAGUGGACCAGGGCGCUCAGGGACCACCCCCCAUGGUCUGCACUCAGCCCCACAGAACACCAGUCAUCUUGGAAGCUGAUGUCUGUCCACCCUGUCUCAGUAUUUUAAGUUAAUCCUGCAAGCCAUGAAAAUAAUAUAUUUCGAAGGAUGGGGCAAAUUGAAGAAACUCAUGCCUGUUCCUUCCCUGCCCCAGAGGGUCUGCGGGGAGGUCCUUCAUCCUCACCCCUCCAGCCUUCAUCUCUCUUUAGGGAGCACCCCUUGUUUUCUGCAGAGCUGGUCCUGGUCUAGAACAGGGAGGCAUGGGGCCUGCCCGACUCCUCAGGUUUUGGAGACCCACUAACCCAGGAGACAUUUCAGGACUGACACGGCUGCCACCCCAGCCUGUGCCCUGGGCAAGCACCUUUCCUUUUCUGGGCCUGGGUCUUCCCAGCUCCGUUGGUGUUGCUGUGAUCUCCUAACCCCUCCCCCCAUGUGGGCUUUUAGGAGUACCAAGUGACUUCCAUCUGGAGAACAAUGUAUAUACCUGGAGUUACUUGGGGAUUUGUUUUUAAAACUCUGGCUGUUGGUGAUUUCUAACCUUUCCACCUUUCAGUGCCUCCUGGGGCAAGGGUGGUCUUUUCUGCUCUAUCAGAGGCCAGUAAGAAGUGUAUCAUUUAUUGUUUCCUUAUUAAAUUAUUUUUUGAA
Messenger RNA from Myotis myotis, 3199 nucleotides. RefSeq names its product unc-51 like kinase 3 (gene ULK3). The coding region runs from base 1043 to 2392 and encodes 449 amino acids. The transcript is spliced from 14 exons. Lineage: Eukaryota; Metazoa; Chordata; Mammalia; Chiroptera; Vespertilionidae. Gene Ontology annotation, biological process: autophagosome organization; peptidyl-serine phosphorylation; autophagy. Gene Ontology annotation, cellular component: cytoplasm; autophagosome. Gene Ontology annotation, molecular function: ATP binding; protein serine/threonine kinase activity. The record is from RefSeq and is a predicted model, not a curated record.